UUUCCCACUCCAUUGGUCAUUUUAAAACACGCUUUGAAAAACGCUAAUAUUUGAAUCUAAUUCUAAAUGUGUAGGGAUAUUGUAAACAAUAUUUUUGUAAUUUAAAAGAUCCUGAACAUUAUCAUUGCUACAAAUGGGAGUACCGGCGUUCUUUCGGUGGCUGAGCCGUAAAUACUCCUCUUUGAUCGUCAACUGUGUGGAAGAAAAGCCAAAAGAUGUUAAUGGUGUUAAGGUUCCUGUUGAUACCAGUCAACCCAACCCCAAUGAUGUGGAGUUUGAUAACCUGUACCUUGACAUGAAUGGCAUCAUUCACCCUUGCUGUCACCCUGAGGACAGACCUGCACCCAAGAAUGAAGAUGAGAUGAUGAUCUUGAUUUUUGAGUUUAUUGACAGAAUUUUCUCCAUAGUCAGACCCAGACGUGUUCUGUACAUGGCCAUUGAUGGUGUGGCUCCCCGUGCUAAAAUGAACCAACAGAGAUCAAGAAGAUUUAGAGCUUCUAAAGAAACAUGUGAAAAAAUCAAUGACAUGGCUCGUAUCAGAGAAGAAGUGAUCAGCAAAGGAAUGUACUUGCCACCUGAGAAACCCAAGGAGGAGCAUUUUGACAGUAACUGCAUCACGCCAGGCACACCUUUCAUGUUCAAGCUAGCUGAGUGUUUGAGAUACUACAUCCAUGACAGAAUUAACAAUGACCCAGGUUGGCAGAACAUUAAGGUCAUUCUGUCUGAUGCCAAUGUCCCUGGAGAGGGGGAGCACAAGAUCAUGGACUACAUCAGAAGACAGAGGGCUCAACCAGAUCAUGAUCCUAAUACCCACCAUUGUCUCUGUGGUGCAGAUGCUGAUCUCAUUAUGCUGGGGCUUGCUACACAUGAACCCAAUUUUACAAUCAUCAGAGAAGAGUUUAAACCCAAUCAACCUAGGCCGUGUGACCUCUGUGGUCAGAUGGGGCAUGAAUUAAAAAAUUGUGAAGGUUUGUCUAGACAAGAAGGAGAUGAGAAGAUUUCAAUGCCAGGAGCAGAGCAACAGUUUAUUUUUGUCAGGUUGUCUGUUCUAAGAGAGUACCUACAAACAGAGAUAGCCAUGCCCAAUUUACCAUUCACUUAUGACUUUGAGAGGGCUCUUGAUGACUGGGUCUUCAUGUGUUUCUUUGUUGGAAAUGAUUUUUUACCACAUUUACCUUCGUUAGAAAUCAGAGAGGGUGCCAUAGACAGACUUGUAAAACUGUAUAAAGAUGUUGUAUAUAAAACUGGUGGAUAUCUGACAAAUAGCGGUGUUGUAAAUUUGAGUCGAGUACAGUUAGUGAUGUCAGAAUUGGGCAAGGUGGAAGAUGAAAUCUUUAAGAAAAGAAGAGAAACUGAACUUGAUUUUAGACGUCGAGACAAGCAGAAGAAGCAAAGAAUAAAACAUCAACAAAAUGCACAGAGGCCAAAGUGGAUGAUGGGUGGACAGUUUGCCCCACAGGCAGUAGGAAGACAAGGAGCUGGGUCUGCAGUCUCCAACCCCAGACAGGCAGCUUAUGAAAGCCGUAAACAGAACAUGUCUGGAGUUGCAGGCGCUACAGCAGAACUGAAGUCUCUGAUGUACAGAGAGGGUGACCAGCCGCCUGAGCAGCGGGGUCAGAAGAGGCCGAUGGCGGAGCAGGGUGGGCGGGGCGCUGAUGACGACAGCGAUGAGGAGGAGGCCCCUGAUGAUGUUAGACUAUGGGAGGACGGAUGGAAAGACAGGUACUACAAAUCUAAGUUUGAUGUUGACGUUGAUGACCAAGAGUUCAGAUACAAUGUGGCCAGACAUUAUGUCAUCGGCCUGUGUUGGGUGUUGAGGUAUUACUAUCAGGGCUGUGCUUCCUGGAAAUGGUACUUUCCUUACCAUUAUGCUCCAUUUGCAUCAGAUUUUGUAAAUAUUGCAGACCUUCCUAAUGAUUUUGAAAAAAACACACAGCCAUUUCAACCAUUGGAACAAUUGAUGGGAGUUUUCCCAGCUGCCAGUAAAAAACAUUUGCCAAUUACCUGGCAAACACUCAUGGAGGAUCCAGAGUCCCCCAUCAUUGACUUUUACCCUACAGAUUUUAAAAUUGAUUUAAAUGGAAAGAAAUAUGCCUGGCAAGGUGUUGCUUUAUUGCCAUUUGUUGAUGAGACAAGAUUGCGCAAGGCCCUUGAGGCAGUCUACCCAGAUUUAACAGAACAGGAGUUAAAAAGAAAUACCAGAGGAAAUGAUAGAUUGUUCCUGGGAGUUAAUCAUCCUGCUUAUGAGUUUCUUGAAGGCUUGUAUGAGGGAGACCUUACUACAGAGCCCGUUGCUUUAGACACCAAGUUAACAAAAGGAGUAGCUGGGCAAGUUUGGUGUGAUGAGUACAACAUUCCUAAAGGGGGUGUCGUACCUACUCCACUUCCUGACGUUGAAGACAUUUUAGACAACAGGUGUAUUACUGUAUGCUACAAAGAUCUUCAAUUUGACCCAGACCAUUUGUUCAAAGCUGAAGUGUUACCUGGUGCUGUCAUGCCAGCACCCACCUUGAAACCAAAUGACUGGAAUAACAGAAACCCAGGUCAGCAUUAUCGCCCUCAGCUUGGCUUCAAGCCCAACAGUGGGUACAGGGAUAACUCUAACAACUCUGCUGCUGUCAGGUUGAUCAGAAAUACUACAGGAAUGGGAGGUCAAGGCUAUGUGAUGUCAUCCCAAAGCAUGAUGCCCUCAAUGAGAGCAGGGCUGAUGGGAGCCGUCCCUUCCAGCCAUGGCAGUUCUGGAUAUAACUACUCAGGAUACAACGGUGGAGGUCACAGAGGGGGAAAUAGCUACAGAGGUGGGUACGGUGGUCAAGGUGGGAAUAAAAGCUACGGAGGACAGAACAGUUACAGUGGUCAGAACAGCUACGGUGGUCAGAACAGUUAUGGUCACCGCGGUGGUGCAGGGGGUGGUGCUUCAAACAGGGACAGGCGCGGGGGGUACCGGGGAGGACAAGACAGCUAUAGUUACAGCACAUCACAACCAAGACAGAGUAGCUAUGGCAACCAAACCAGCUCCUACGGGAGCCAAUCCAGCAGAGGCCAGCAGUAUGAAAGUGAUGAGAGUGUGUACCAGUCCUACCCCGCAGCUCCACAGCAGGACAGAGGGUACCCUGCGUCAAGGAGUUAUGACGCCAGCAGGGGCAGACAACAACCAGACCACGCCCACAGAGAAAGAUACAGACCAUACUAGGGACCGUCUCCUUCUGUCACCCAUUAAAUUUCAUUUUUCAAUGUAUUUUUUUAAUAGGAAUUAAACUGUAUCAAGAUUCCCAUGUUGCAUACUAGUGUAAUUAUAUAACAAUAAGUCUUAAGUGACAUUUACAGGUCAGCAAUAAUCUCAGAAAUGUAUGCUAAAUCAGGUUAAUUAAUCAUACACAUAAAAAACAUAAAUGUGUGGAAAUUUAAUAAAUUAAAAUGUUUAAAAAUCUGGUAUGUUGAUAAGGAAGGUAGAUGUCCUCUACUGUUGUAUUGUUGAUUACCUCAUUGUAUUCAAGCUUAUGGCAUUGUAGACACUGAAUGAUUUAUGUCAUGGAUUUUUUUAUAACAUUGUCAUGGUUUUUAGGGGGUGAGGAUUGAUUUAUAGUAGCUACCUUGGAUGAAUGGAAAUGUAAAUAAUAACCUUAGUGUCUGGAUUGUUUGUAACAUUGUAACUUUCAGUGUCACUGUAACAUUUGUCUCCUGGAUAAUUUCUGUUGGCAUUUAGAUUCUGCAAGUACCAAGCAUUUGAAAUAUUUUUUGUGUGUUUUUCUAUGGUGUAUUACAGUAUUUUAUGUUAAGAAUAAAAAAAAAGUGCAUUGGGCACGGAGAGGGGAGGUGGUGGAUAGCUUCAUUUUUCAGUGGUGCUGUUUUCUACCAGGUGUGAUGUUAGUGAACCAUAGGUCGAUGCCCCUUGAUUAAUUGUAACAUUUUUGUCAUGUAGAUGUCAAUGAUUUCUGAAAUGUUGGUUCAUUGGAAAUAAACAAUUUUUAACA
Messenger RNA from Physella acuta, 3974 nucleotides. RefSeq names its product 5'-3' exoribonuclease 2. Gene Ontology annotation, cellular component: nucleus. Gene Ontology annotation, molecular function: 5'-3' RNA exonuclease activity; RNA binding. The record is from RefSeq and is a predicted model, not a curated record. Lineage: Eukaryota; Metazoa; Mollusca; Gastropoda; Physidae. Gene Ontology annotation, biological process: nuclear-transcribed mRNA catabolic process.